UUAAGAGGACUUAAUUCAACUACCCUGGGGAACUAGGUAUAGACUUUUAAAGUACCUAAUCUUAAUUUUUAAUUCCGACGACGACAACAACAACAACCCCCCGUCAAAAUGAGGUUCACCAGCGUCAUCUCCAUCGUCGCCGCCCUCUGCGGCCUCGCGGCAGCUGCCCCCACGUCGAUAACCCGGCCCGAUGGCGUCUGCCCCUACGGCGGCAACUGGGACUACUGCGACUGGGACGGCCUGUACGUCGUCUGCGUCAACGGCAACCCGACCAGGUACACCUGCGACGGCCGCGGCUGCCAGCCCCUCUGCCCUGGCGACCAGCCUUGCACUCCCCGAUGCAACAACGGCCGUCUGGCCUAGAGCCCAUUAAUCAUGCGGGUGAAGGCGUAGGAGUAGGGGAAGAAGGAAGAGGAGGGUGAGG
This is a messenger RNA of Daldinia caldariorum, 424 nucleotides long. RefSeq lists its product as uncharacterized. The transcript has 2 exons. The record is from RefSeq and is a predicted model, not a curated record. Bases 109 to 363 code for a protein of 84 amino acids. Lineage: Eukaryota; Fungi; Ascomycota; Sordariomycetes; Xylariales; Hypoxylaceae.